This is a messenger RNA of Micromonas commoda, 1968 nucleotides long. RefSeq lists its product with no specific name. The coding region runs from base 1 to 1968 and encodes 655 amino acids. The record is from RefSeq and is a predicted model, not a curated record. NCBI's taxonomy places the organism in Eukaryota, Viridiplantae, Chlorophyta, Mamiellophyceae, Mamiellales, Mamiellaceae. The transcript has a single exon.
AUGUCGGAUCUGAACGUCACCGCCCCACCCUUCGCCCCCACCUCCGCGAAGGCCUCCGACCCCGCCGCCCGCGACGCCGCCGACGCGUCUCACCCCGCGCCCCCUCGCGUCGGCGCGCCCCCGGAGGAGAAGGAGAAGGAGAAGGAGGAAGGGGCGGGAGAGGGAGAGGAGGAGGCCGCUCUCGACGUCGCGUCGGUGGACCCGACGCUGACGCUCACCGUCGACGCGGCGACGCGCUCGGCGAGGGAGAACUGCGCGCUGGUCCACGCGCUCUGUUCGCUGCUGACCUCGACGCGCGGACGCGUCGCGCAGCUCGAGGCGCGCCUCGCGUCGCUGCAGCUCGAGCUCGAACGAACCGGAGGUCGACGAAGCGGCUCAUCCGAGUCGGAGCGGUCGUGGGAGCGCGCCGGCGCGGACGCGCCCCCGACGACGCCGGCGUCGCCGCCUGAGCCCUCGCCCGUCGCGAACGGGCUCGCCUGGGCGGACGACGACGACGACUCGCUACCGCCUCCGCCCCUGGCCCCCGCCCCCGCCGCCCCCGUCGCCGCGCGCCGACCGCCCGCCCCGCCGCCCUCCUCGCCUCGAACCCUCGCGCCCCACCCUCGCUCCCACGCGUCCUCCCCGACCCCCACCGCGGAGGCGCGCGCGAGCUUCUCCAGCGUCGUGGAGGGUCCCAGGGCGCCCACCCACGACGACGACGACGCCUUCCCCAAACUCGGAGCGGCGCGGGACGAGGACGGGGACGGGGACGUAAAGUCGGCACCCGGGGACGGGGACGGGGACGGGGACGACGAGGAUGAGCGGGACGCCGACGACGUUGGCUUUUACGACGAGCGCGUGCGCGGAUACGAACCGGCACACGCCGACGACGGGUCCGACACGAUCGACCCGCGAAACCCGGUGGUGAACAUCAUCCGGCUUCCGGACGCCUUCGUCGAGCGGUACCUCUGGGACCUACCGCCGGCGACGAAUUUCGCGAACGGCUCGGACGACGAGCAGUCUCACCCCGACCUGACCACCGCCGUUUCAGCCGUUUCAGCCGUUUCAGUCGUCGACGGGGACGAGGACGUCCGAACCGACGUCCGCGAAAAGGGCGAUCUCGACGACGAAGGCUUCCGCUCGGUCACCGGCCCCUCGCACCAUCGGCGCGACCGAACGCGCGGCGAGGUGUUCGCGCGCGCGUGCGCCGCGCUCUCGCUGCUGUGCGAAGCCGUCGGUAUCGGCGUCCCGGCGGCGGUCAAGGUCAAGAUCCGCCGAGCCCCGGUGGGACAUCGCUCUCGGAUGAAAUUUCACGCGUCUGUGCGAUUCGCACGUUGGCAUCACGAGGGGAUCAGGUGCGCGCUCGCGAACGCGUCGCUGGACGACGACCCGGGCGGGUUCGUCAGGGUUCGCAACUUUUACGCCGGCGACUACGUGGAUUUGCGCAGGGAUCGGGAUCAACGGCUUCGCCCGCGGGGGCCGUCGAGGUUGAAGGUUUUCGGCUUCGGCCACCCGACCCUGUUGCACCACAAGAUCGCGGAGUUUGACCUCGGCGGCGACGGGUUCGUCACCGCGGCGGAUGCCGAGUUUGCCGGGUGGCGUGCCGACGGCGCGGGCGGCGCCAACGUCGUCCAUUUCGACGACGUGGACUCCGCAAGGCACCCCCGAGGGCACCAUCCUCGCACCACCCUCGGCGGACCCGGCGUCCUCCCUCCUCGUCCCCCCGCCGAGCCGUCCGGGGCCCCCAAGUCGAAGUCGUCCGUCGCGAGCACCACUCGGGAGUACUUUCCCGAGACGCGUCGCGGUUGGGUCGAGACGGACGAGCGGCGGGACACCCGGUGGAGGCCCAGCGCCAAAGUGUGGGAGGGACCGUGUUCGACUUGCGGCGAGCCCGGUCUGCGGGUACCCUUCCGGCCGGUCGUCGGGGGUAAGCCGCCGAGGUGCGUGACGUGCGUCGGCGACGAGGCGGCGAGGCGAAGGCUCGGGUAG